Molecule: messenger RNA, 492 nt
Organism: Fusarium verticillioides 7600
Lineage: Eukaryota; Fungi; Ascomycota; Sordariomycetes; Hypocreales; Nectriaceae
Exons: 2
Coding region: 1-492 (163 amino acids)
Source: RefSeq, a predicted model, not a curated record
AUGCCCUCCGACGCUGACACUUCAAGCUCUAGCCCUGGCGAACAUGCCACCAUUGGACAACAAGGGCAAGAAAAGGCACUUACAAUGAUGCAAGUCAAGUGCGAAGUUCCAGAGCCUGAGAGAUCUGCUCAAGAGACUAUCCGAGAUUAUCUCUUAGAGAAUGUCGAGGAGUUUCGCCGCCUCCACGAGUUGAGAAGAAAGGGCUGGGAGACAAGUCGAGGCGACGACCACUUCAAGAAACAACGAGCAGUCGCAGAUAAAUGCAGUGCGAGAAGUACAGAUUUCUUCUACACCAUGAUGACGACUAUCGCAAGUGACCUUGAUAAGGCAACUGAUGUUCUGCAUCUGUGGGAAAUCGAACAGCCGGCUUUGCUAGACAUGUGUGUAGCACCAGGUGGCUUCGUUGACACGGCCGCGGCCAUGACCAUGAAUCCUGAUAUUUACAUCAGAGCCAUGAGUCUCUCCCCGUUGAGCAAGGUGGACACGCCGUGA